Molecule: messenger RNA, 1212 nt
Organism: Mangifera indica (mango)
Lineage: Eukaryota; Viridiplantae; Streptophyta; Magnoliopsida; Sapindales; Anacardiaceae
Product: guanylate kinase 3, chloroplastic
Exons: 1
Coding region: 144-971 (275 amino acids)
Biological process (GO): purine nucleotide metabolic process
Cellular component (GO): cytosol
Molecular function (GO): GMP kinase activity
Source: RefSeq, a predicted model, not a curated record
UGUGACAAAACCGAAAUUGAAGCAAAAGACGGAAAAAAGAGAUUUUCUAUUUUCUGCAAGAAAACCCCUAAUCCUUCUCCACCUAGAAUUCCAAUUCAUGCUCUACUUCCUCUCCUCGCUAUAACAACACACUCUCUCUCCUCAUGUUUCGCCGACUUUGCACCUCUUUUUCUGUUUCUUUUUCAAAACCAAAACACGCACUUGUCUUCCAAAGCCCCAUCAAACAAUUAAAGUUGCAGUCUUUAACCCCGCGUUUUUUCUCAUCUAAUAUCACAAUGAGCGACAGCCAGAAUCCUCAACUGAACAAAGCCGAGUUAUUUCGAUCUCUUGAAGCAUCAUUGGGUCAUUCCUUCAACACGAACCCAAUUUGGCCUCCACCCAAUCCUUUGAUAAUUGUAAUAAGCGGACCAAGUGGGGUUGGCAAAGACGCCGUUAUAAAGAAACUGAGGGAAUCUAGGGAUUCGCUCCAUUUUGUUGUAACGGCUACAAGCAGGCCAAAGCGCCCUGGUGAAGAGGAUGGAAAAGAUUAUUAUUUUGUGACAAAGGAGGAAUUUUUAACAAUGGUUCAGAAAAAUGAGCUUUUAGAGUAUGCACUUGUAUAUGGGGAUUAUAAGGGGAUACCAAAGAAGCAAAUAAGGGAGUUUAUGGGAAAAGGGUAUGAUAUAGUGUUGAGAGUGGACAUUCAGGGGGCUGAGACGUUGAGGAGGAUUUUGGGGAAUUCUGCUGUGUUUGUGUUUUUGGCUGCGGAGAGUGAGAUGGCAAUGGUGGAGAGAUUGGUUCAGAGGAAGACUGAGAGUAAGGAGGAGUUACUAGUGAGGAUUGCCACGGCCAGGGAAGAGAUAAAACACGUGAAAAACUUUGAUUAUGUGGUGGUAAAUGCAGAGGGGAAGCUUGAUAAUGCGGUGAAGUUGGUCGAGUCUAUUAUUGAUGCUGAGAAAGCCAAAGUCUGGCAAAGAAGUGCUGUGAUUUGAGUAUUUAUUUAUUUAUUAUUAUUGUUAUUAUUCAAUUAUCCGCAAAAAAAAAAAAAAAUCACAUAUUAGUGUAGACAUUCUGAAUUAUUGAAAUGAGUUUUAUUAAUGACUUUAUUAAAUGGUUGUCUUUGAUUGGCUUAGGAUAAUCACACUUAAAUGUUCUGUAACUCAGGAACUAUGUAGUCAGCAUAUCAUUUUGGCUACAAUUAUUUUUAAAUUCUAUUUUUACUUGUUUGAAUUA